AUGGGUGCUUGUUGCUGUUGUCUGAAAGAUUCUUCAGAUGAAGCCAGUAUUUUACCCAUUGCCGAUAAUGAGCGUGAAGCAGUAACAUUGUUACUAGGAUAUUUAGAGGACAAAGAUAGAUUUGACUUCUACUCUGGAAAGCCCUUGAAGGCAUUGACUACAUUAGUUUAUUCGGAUAAUUUGAAUUUACAAAGAAGUGCAGCAUUAGCAUUUGCAGAGAUUACAGAGAAAUUUGUACGUCCAGUAUCUCGGGAUGUUUUAGAGCCCAUACUGAUUUUAUUGCAAAGUCAAGACCCGCAAAUUCAAGUCGCAGCAUGUGCUGCCUUAGGUAAUCUAGCAGUUAACAACGAUAAUAAGCUACUGAUUGUCGAUAUGGGUGGUCUAGAACCUCUAAUAAGUCAAAUGAUGGGAAACAAUGUUGAAGUGCAAUGCAAUGCUGUCGGUUGCAUCACAAAUUUGGCAACCCAAGAUGAUAAUAAACAUAAGAUUGCCACGUCUGGUGCCUUAGUUCCAUUGACAAGGUUAGCAAAGUCGAAGCACAUUAGAGUGCAAAGAAAUGCAACUGGCGCUUUACUGAAUAUGACUCAUUCCGAAGAAAAUCGAAGAGAGCUAGUUAACGCAGGUUCGGUUCCAGUAUUAGUAUCUUUGCUGUCAUCAUCUGACCCGGAUGUUCAAUAUUAUUGUACUACAGCAUUAUCAAAUAUCGCGGUUGAUGAAUCGAACAGGAAAAAAUUGGCUCAAACAGAGCCUCGCUUAGUAUCUAAGUUAGUCGCGUUAAUGGAUUCAACGUCAUCAAGAGUCAAAUGUCAGGCCACAUUGGCUUUAAGAAAUUUGGCGUCAGAUACAAGCUACCAAUUAGAAAUUGUAAGAGCCGGAGGAUUACCUCAUUUAGUUAAACUCAUUCAAAGUAAUUCCAUGCCAUUAGUUCUCGCAAGUGUUGCAUGUAUCAGAAAUAUUUCAAUACAUCCCUUAAAUGAGGGCUUGAUUGUUGAUGCGGGUUUCCUAAAGCCAUUGGUGAAACUAUUGGAUUACAAAGAGAGUGAAGAGAUACAGUGCCAUGCUGUUUCGACGCUGAGAAACCUGGCUGCAUCUUCAGAAAGGAAUCGCAAAGAAUUCUUUGAGAGCGGCGCUGUUGAAAAGUGUAAAGAAUUAGCGCUAGAUUCACCUGUUAGUGUACAAAGUGAGAUUUCGGCAUGUUUUGCAAUUUUAGCAUUGGCCGAUGUAUCCAAGUUGGACCUUCUAGAUUCUAAUAUUCUAGAUGCCUUAAUUCCAAUGACUUUCUCGAAUAACCAAGAAGUGUCCGGUAAUGCAGCUGCCGCUUUAGCCAAUCUCUGCUCCAGAAUUAAUAACUAUUCUAGGAUCAUAGAUGCUUGGGAUCAGCCAAAGGAUGGUAUUCGGGGAUUUUUGAUUAGGUUUUUACAUAGUGGCUAUGCCACUUUUGAGCAUAUUGCACUUUGGACAAUUCUCCAGCUUUUAGAAAGUCACAAUGAUAAAGUAGCCGAAUUGGUUAAAAGCGACUCAGAGAUUGUUGCAGCGGUUAAGAGGAUGGCCGAUGUUACGUUCAAUCGUUUGCAAGUCUUAUCAUCUGACUCAAAAAUGAACGAUAAUGAGCUAUCGAAUUCUAGAUCAUCUGAGCAAGUUGAAGAUGCUAGUGCAGAAUUAUACAAUAUAACCCAACAAAUUCUUCAAUUUUUAAACUAG
Molecule: messenger RNA, 1701 nt
Organism: Zygotorulaspora mrakii
Lineage: Eukaryota; Fungi; Ascomycota; Saccharomycetes; Saccharomycetales; Saccharomycetaceae
Gene: VAC8
Product: protein anchor VAC8
Exons: 1
Coding region: 1-1701 (566 amino acids)
Biological process (GO): nucleus-vacuole junction assembly; vacuole inheritance
Cellular component (GO): fungal-type vacuole membrane
Molecular function (GO): protein binding; protein-membrane adaptor activity
Source: RefSeq, a predicted model, not a curated record